Messenger RNA from Syngnathoides biaculeatus (alligator pipefish), 3670 nucleotides. RefSeq names its product Copper-only SOD repeat protein (gene cusr). Gene Ontology annotation, molecular function: metal ion binding. Gene Ontology annotation, biological process: superoxide metabolic process. The record is from RefSeq and is a predicted model, not a curated record. Lineage: Eukaryota; Metazoa; Chordata; Actinopteri; Syngnathiformes; Syngnathidae. The coding region runs from base 29 to 2956 and encodes 975 amino acids. The transcript has 10 exons.
UACAUUUGUCUUUAGUCCAUCUGCCACAAUGUGCCUUCUUAUACUUCCCCUACUGAUGAGCUUCAUUGGUUCCAUCUCCUGUCUUCAGUUUCUGGCACCAUUCAACAUGGGUGGAGUCAUGGGUCAGGUCCAAUUUAAUGCUACAUCCCAGACAGCAACAGUCAAUGUUUCUGGUGCCGGAUCGUGUGGUACCUUAAACUUUUCCCUCACUGAGUUUCCUGUCAUGUACGGCCAUUUUGAUGAUCCAUGUUCUGUGGCAAACAUUGGCUCUAGUGUUUUCACGUUCACUGCCGAUCCCACAUCAAGUGGCAACGUCAAUGUAUCAAGCCUGUUUGAACAGCGCUCAAACCUAGAUGACCUCUCGCUCACUCUGCAGACCUGUAACAACACUCUUGUAUGUACCGUUGUAAGUCGAGGUCAAACAGUCAUGACAAAUCAGGCCAGAUUCACUGGUGAGAUAGCAGGUAAUGUUUAUAUCCGCCAUAACGCUGGACUGAGCAACUUACGGCUCCUGAUAGAUCUUGUGACAAUCGGUCAAGUCAAUGCAUCCUCGACCAGCAUGACACUCUUUGGCUCAGCAAGCUCGGCCGGAAGCUGCAACGUUCUUCUUGGGAGUUUAGAUGUCUCAUCUUUAACAAAUCUAAGUGUCAUCAGGAUUGGAACUCCUUUGCAACCAGAGAAAUCUCGCCUGGACAUAACUAACUACGAGAGCAGCACAUCCUUUCUUAUCCUUCGCCCAGGUUCAACCUUCAUAUGUGCUCAGAUUUAUAAUGUGCCAGAGAAACAAGUGAGUGCUUUAUUUGAUAUGAGAGGGAUAAAUGGAUACAUCAGCUUCCGCCAGGCUUCCCCUUUUGAUCGGACAGAGUUGAAGCUCAACCUGAGUAACUUGCAGAGCAGGGUAGCAACUUUUCAUGUCCACAAUUUUCCCGUUCCUACAGGCAGGUCUUCUAUCGCAAAUCUAUGUUCCAACGACAAUCUGGGUGGCCACUGGAAUCCAUUUGGUGUCGACACAAGUGCCCCAACAUACCCCUCUGGACCUGGAUCAACACACGACCUAUAUGAGGUCGGAGACCUCAGUUCUAAACAUAUGUCUCUUGCCGGCCGAAACGAAGUGACUAUGACAUUUGAAGACUUCAACCUCCCUCUUUUCGGACGGAACAGCAUUGUUGGUCGGUCCAUUGUGAUUCAUCUAACAGACGAUGGUGCCAGGUAUGUCUGCGCCAGCAUUGGCUAUCCUGGUGAAGUAAUUGUUGCCAGAGCCAGGUUUAGGAGCCCAUUGGUUGGUGAAAUGUGGUUCACCCAGCUGAAGGACCACCCCUUAUCUGACGUAUCAACCUUUGUGGAUUUGUCAUAUGGAAACCCCACAAUGGCCUCAACCAUAAACCAUAACUGGCAUAUCCACGUGUACCCCAUCAGUUCUGAGAGGGAUGAUGAUGAGACAAGGUGCAGCACAACAGGAGGCCAUUGGAACCCUUUCAAUAUCGACACAGAAGACAGCAGCUAUGAUCUCCACUGUAGCCCACUUACUCCAGUAGCCUGUGAAGCUGGAGACUUUGCCAGUAAACACAGUCUUCUCAACCUUAGCGCCACAGUAGGAGGAGUGGAAGCCAAAAGUUUCUUUACUGAUGUCACUUCCUGGUUACAAGAGUCAGGCAUUAUUGAUCGCUCUGUGGUCAUACAUGAAGCAGACAGAGGAGGGCCUAGGAUUGCAUGUGCAAAUAUUACUAUGGUGCAUGUACCCAGAGCAAGUCUGGGAUCUUUUUUUGGCCCUGGCAUGUUAACUGGACAAAUUCAGUUCUCCCAGUCUAUCCCAAAUGGCCCCACAAAUGUAUCUGUGUCCUUGUCCAACCUGAAUGCCAUGGCUGGUGGCUACCAUGUUCAUGUUUUGCCCAUCAAACCAAACAGUACAGAACCAUGCUCAGCUGCAAACAUUAUGGGACACUACAACCCGCUGUCCGUCAACAUAACACAGUCCCCUCCGCCUGGAAAUGGUACUGUUGACCAGUAUGAGAUAGGUGAUAUUAGUGGAAAAUUUGGGCUGCUGACUGGCCUCAGCGAAUCACAGCAGAUGUAUGUAGACAGCAAUCUACCAUUGUCAGGGCCUCACAGCAUCGUGGGAAGAUCUGUGGUGAUCCACUACACCAAUGGUUCAAGAUUGCAAUGUGCUGACAUAACUGCUGACAGAAAUACAGAUGGACAAUGGACACUUGCCAACGCGGUGUUUAAUGGCUCUGUGAAUGGGACAAUCAGAUUGUUCCAGCAAAGUUUUCCUGAUGGAAGUAGCGGUGAUACCACCCUGGAAGUGAAUCUACGAUCUUUAAAUCUCACAGAGGCUUCACUGUUCAUAUCAAGUAACCUUAUCGGUGCUGGUAACAAUUUCCUGGACAUCUAUAAUCCUUUCAACAUGACAUUGAUGAGUUCUAGCUGCUCUCUUGACAACCCGCUGAGCUGUGUGGUUGGGGAGUUGUCUGGAAGACAUGGCCCAGUCAGCCUAGAGGAGAGACAGCUCUACACUGACAGCAUCAUUCAGCUUUCUGGAGAUCACACAGUUGUCAACAGAUCUUUGGUACUGAUGGAUGGUGAGGACUUCAUUGCAAGUGCUGACAUUGUUGCUGAAUCUCCCUCAGCAGAUCAGACUUUCCCCAUGGUAACGGACUUCAACAGAUAUAACUUCCGCAGUCUUGUUGCAAACGUCCUGGAUAUAGAAACAGCAAGAGUAACCAUCUUGGGCUCCUCUCCCACAUCUGUAGUUGAAGGCCAGUGCCAACGAGUAAGCUUCAUGGUAUCAGGUGAUGUCAGUCCAGAACUUCUGAGCUCUGUCAGAACCAGUGAGGAGAUGGGGAGGUUCAGAGAGUCAGAUGAAUGCAACCCUAGAAGUGGAGGUGGACUGCUGGCACCCACAAAAAUCCUCGUCAUCUUGUUUGUUGCAUGUGGUCUACUUCCUUUUACAACUUGAGUUUUUUCACACCCACUGCCAUUGGCACAAAAGGGAUCAUUUGCUCCUUAAAUCCUAGAUUGAAUGUGUUCAUGGAAUGAAGUGCACCACCGCAUGACGUGGUCAUCUGACAUGUACAAGUUAUGUAUUACCAACAUACUUAUCCGAUACUUAUACUUAUUUGACAAAGCUCUAAAGUAUCUAACCUGAAUUUCCAAUGUCAUUUGCACUAUUACAGUAUCGGCUGGUAUUUGUUUUAAUAUUCUUCAGACUCCUGCCUUAAUGUAUGCAAUAUGCAUUUUUCUGUAAAUCUGUGUACACACACACACACACACAUACGCACGCACACAAGUGUGUGUGUGUGUGCUUUUGCGAACGGCAGGUCUGCAAUUUGUUGCUUUACAGCCGAUGAUAGCCCAAGGAGACUCGAUUCAGAAUGCAGAAAUAUUGUGAGGUAGCUUUAUCGAUUAAACUGCUGUAAAAUUGCGAUAUAAUAACCUCUAAAUGGCAAUUAUGGUUUGCGAAAGGGUUCUAGACGUAUCAGGAGCAUUUUUUUUAAUCUGAUCUUUGAACAUAAUUCCUGAUUAAAGAACACUUGAAUUUCCUUUUUUACAGCUGCAGCCAAUGAGGUAUUUAUCUAUGUUUGGAUGUCAUUUUCACCAUGGGAAACUGUUUAUUGUGACUUCAUUUGUCUCUUCCCAAUUGUAUCAUUAUUUGUAUAGUUUUCACUGUAAU